UUGCGUAACAGCGGUGGAUGUGGCAAGUUACAAAACGGCGAGUGAGGGAAAAAACGAAGGAGGCGUGAAUAGUUCUAAACACUUCAAAUUCCUACCGCGGUGCAAAACCAACCAACUUCCAAAAGCUUUCUACCCCAGAAACUCAACUGCUCAGUUAUGGACAACUACAAACCCUUUCUCGCUCUGCUUUUCUUUGCUUUUGCGGUCGGUUUUGUCUCGGUUGUGUUCGUGCUCAGAUGGGUUUUGCAUUUCAGAGAGGGAUUCGGCUGGGAUGGAGGAGCUGCGGAGUUUAACUGGCAUCCUCUCCUGGCUGUGACUGGCUUUGUUUUUCUUCAAGGAAUCGCAAUUGUGGUAUACAGACUUCCUUGGACAUGGAAGUGCAGCAAGCUGAUGAUGAAGUUUAUCCAUGCUGGAUUAAAUGUGUUGGCCUUCAUCCUGGCUGUCAUUUCUCUGGUAGCAGUGUUUGACUUCCAUAAUGUCCAAAACAUUCCAAAUAUGUACAGCUUGCACAGCUGGGUGGGCUUAGCCGCAGUCAUACUCUACUCACUACAGAUUGUACUUGGAGUUUGUAUUUACCUCCUACCCAUAAGUCCAGGAUUUGUUCGAGCUGCUUUUAUGCCUAUACAUGUAUUCAGUGGCCUGUUCAUCUUUACCACAGUGAUUGCUGCCGCACUUAUGGGCAUCACUGAAAAGCUCAUAUUCAGCCUGACAGAUCCAAAGUACAAAGAUUCACCUCCAGAGGCCACAUUUGUUAAUGUCCUUGGCUUGUUAAUAACUGUGUUUGGGGGACUCAUCCUGUGGAUUGCCACUCGCCCCUCCUGGAAGAGACCCGGUGAGCAUCUCCUCCGUAACCCGACUGCAGGGGAACCAGCGCCCGAAAGAACCAACCCAGAGUCCAACAAUGAGGCUCACAAAAGAAAUGACUGAUGAAAAAUUUUUAGGUGAAAGUCUAUCUGCUGAGCUUCUUAUCAUAAGUUUACACAUCUCCAAGAUACGUUGCCAACAUGGCAAAAUAUUUUUUGCAUCCAUUUUACUGCUAUCAUACAUGAGGUGAUUAAUAUCAGUUUAGAUACACUUUUAAAGUAUAGUACAAUUACUUUCCCAUGGACACACCACAACAUGACUAGGGUUGUGAUAUGUCUGAUUCCCACCACACCCCCCCAGACAUAGCCAAUUGUGUAUCACGUUGACGCACACCUGGCCAAUAGCACCACUGUGUCACAGAGUGCCUUAAGUGUUGUUUCUAGCAGUAAAUGUUUUGCUGUAAACAUUAUGUUAAUGACCUAAUUCAUGUUGUUACAAUCAUUAUUUCCCACAAUGUUUAAAAAUUGAAGCAUUUUAACAGUAGUAUAAAUGAAAUUUUGUGUAGCAAUAAUGUGGUAACUAGACUGGCCUGUGGGAUUCACCAACAGGCAUUUUAAAAAUCUAAGUAUGUCACAAAAACAUAUGGUCUACCAUAUUAACUAGACCAUGUAAUAUAUGAAGGAAUACAUGUUUCCUUUCAUGGUGGUUUGAUGUGUUCAGAUGUGAAUUUAUAAUUAGCUUGCAAAGGAAUGUAAACUUUGUUCCACACUGGUUAAUACGUUUGUGAAUGUGAGAUAUCAGUGGAAUUCUAAUCAAGGCCAAUUUCAAAUAAACUGAAAAAUAAUAAGGUAAUUUGAUCUUCAUUUUCUGUGCACCAUUAAAGCGAUCCAGUGAAGGUUAAAAUAAUUACUGUGUUCACUUUCCCACAUUCCCCUCAAAACAUGCUUAAGGCCCAACAAACUUACUAAAUGAUUUUUUAUCUUAAAUAUUAUCUUUUAAAGCUGCUUUGUUUAAUGAUUAGUAAAGAUCUAGACUUUAGACUUUCUAAUGUUAAGCAAAAAAACAUUAUGCACAAUAUUAUUUAACCUGACACCAUCCUGUUGUAUUAUAUCUGGCUUUUUUCAUUAUCAUAAUAAAUAUAUU
This is a messenger RNA of Trichomycterus rosablanca, 1947 nucleotides long. RefSeq names its product plasma membrane ascorbate-dependent reductase CYBRD1. The transcript has 4 exons. Gene Ontology annotation, molecular function: oxidoreductase activity. Gene Ontology annotation, cellular component: lysosomal membrane. NCBI's taxonomy places the organism in Eukaryota, Metazoa, Chordata, Actinopteri, Siluriformes, Trichomycteridae. The record is from RefSeq and is a predicted model, not a curated record. The coding region runs from base 157 to 927 and encodes 256 amino acids.